Vicia faba (fava bean) is the source of this 1017-nucleotide messenger RNA. The record is from the annotation of a GenBank genome assembly. NCBI's taxonomy places the organism in Eukaryota, Viridiplantae, Streptophyta, Magnoliopsida, Fabales, Fabaceae.
AUGGAGACUCAAACUCCCGGAACAGGAAGUACCAGAGACAAAACCUCUAUCACUGAGGCUAGCAUAGAUGGAUCCAACUCUGUGAAUGAUGAAUUAAACUGUUUAUUAAAUGAAAAGAAAUUAGCUGUAGAAGAGGUUGAUGCAGGAAUGGGGUCAUUUGGAAAUGAAGAAAAUUCUGCUCCUAUUGUUGAUGGACGUUUGACAGACUCGCAACAAAAGGAGAAAGAACUCGUGGAUGAAGUAACUAUAAGGACUUCAAAAGUGGAACAUCUUGAACAUGAAUUGGAACUGAUGAAAGCAGCAGCUGAAAUGGCGUUUGAUAACCAACGGUCUAUUGACUUCUACUUUGACCAGUUGACUGAACAAGUACAUGCUAAAAGAGAUUACCUUUCGACUUUGGAGUUAGAUUGGGAUGCUGUAAGAAAACCCUUGGAAGAGAGAAAGAGAACUCUUGAGGAAUCUCUGUAUUCAAACAGUCCAGAUGCACAGGCAAUGCUCCAAAAAUUGAGAGAAGUGCAACUGGAAGAAGAGUUCAUUUCAUCUGAAAUUAGAAAGAGGGAGGAGGAACAUUCAAAACUUUUUGCAGAUCUGGAAAAGCAGCAGAAAGUAGCAUCUAGGAAAUCAUAUACUCACCGUAUUGAGGAGAUUACGAAAAAUAGCCGCAAACAAGAUGCUGAUAUUGAGAGAAUUUUAAAAGAAACUAGGGAGGUUCAAUUGGAAAGUAAUUCUAUCCAGGAAAGUUUGCAUCGAACUUAUGCUGUUGCCGAUGAAAUUGUCUUUAGGGAAGCAAAGAAAGAUCCAACAGGGCAGCAGGUUUAUAAACUCCUGGUAAACAUUCAUAAAGGUUUCGAACAAAUAUCUGAGAAUAUUCUGGCAACGAAUAGAAUUAGAAGAGAAGUAUCUGACUAUGAAAUGAAACUGGCAGCCACACCUUCCACUUCAAGAAGCUUAGAUGUGAGCAAGUUACAAUCUGAUCUUGAUGGCGUGAUUAUUAGAAACAAUGAAUACCCGAAAUAG